CUUUAACCUUUUUUUUUUCUAAACAUUUCCCUCUAAUGAAACUUUUAGACAAGAUGAAGGCACGAUGGGCCUUAAGGAAUGCAGGUUCCAGGCCCAUGGAUCCUGAGAAACGUGUAAAGAUAUUCAGGCGAUUACAGAAAUGGGUUCCCAUCGCUAGCUUGCUUAUAUUCUUUGUAGCUGUGGGUUGGAUACUCGUAUUACCAUACCAAGAUUAUAAUAAACGAACUUAUAUCUCAGAAAAUGCAUUAUUACCAGGCCAAGCUAAUUUGGAUUAUGGAUAUAAUGAUAUUUACACUGCAGAAGAAUAUCGUGCAAAGAUAUUGGAGGUUCAGGACAAGGACAGUGAAACACGUGCCAAAUUUAUUCACCAAGAGUUCAGAAGAACAGGAUUUGUAUCUGCUUUACAACACUUUGUUAUUGACGGAAAAACACCUAAAAUGGGGGUCAAUGCAUUUGCAAUUAACAGGGCUCCGAGAAGCGAUGGUAAAGAAGCAUUGAUCCUGAGUGCUUCAUGGAUGUCAAGAACCGGAGAAUACAACACGAAUGGUAUUGCUUCGUUGCUAUCUUUAGCUAAAUUGUUCAAGCGUAACGUAUAUUGGGCAAAGGACGUUAUAUUACUAGUUACGGAUCACGGAAAUUCAGGCACACAGGCAUGGUUGGAUGCGUAUCAUGGCACAACACCUCACGACGAGUUAUCCUCUGUUGUUAUGCCUAGAUCUGGCGCAGUACAAGGAGUUGUCAAUUUAGAUUUCCCAGGAAUACAGGAUUAUGAAACCCUGGGUGUUUUUUUUGAGGGAGUCAAUGGUCAAUUACCCAAUCUAGACUUGAUUAAUACGAUUGUUGCAGUAUCUCAAAGAACCAAUCCACCUAUCCAAAUUACCCUUCAUGACGAUAGCAAAAACCCUUAUGAAAAUCAUCAAUAUAGCUCAUAUUUAGGGUCAUUAAAUCACAUGCUUACAAGUAUGAAGUAUUUAGUGUUGGGAAAACCAUCCAGUGAUGCAGGAUUAUACCUCCGUUACACAAUCGAUGCAGUGACAAUUCAUGGUAUUGCUGGCAGUGAGCAUUUGCAUCAAUUGUUUGGGUUUCACCGAAUUGGAAGGCUAGUGGAGUCAACGUUUCGCAGUUUGAACAAUCUGCUGGAGCAUUUCCAUCAGUCGUUCUUUUUUUACUUAUUACCUCAACCUAAUCGUUAUGUGUCGAUCAGUCAAUACAUGCCUCCUGUGAUCCUAUUCAGCUGCGCUCUAAUCUUUCAAUCUAUGGCCUUGUAUUAUUUAGGAACAAAAGAGAUCCCAAACGCCAAUGUUGAAAAAACAGGUAAAAUUCCACCUGCAUAUUCCUUGGAAAAACGUCAUACAAUGUUUGCAUUUACUAUUUUGAUAAUCACGCACGUAACCGGAGUAAUUAUAUUUAAUUUGAUGCAACCUACUUUUGGAUGGAAAUACCUUGUUCAAUUUGCAGAAAAUGAGACGCUUUUGAUUCAAUAUGGUGCUUCUGUUGCAGUUUGCAGUAUUUCGGUUUUACUCUCUAUUCUGUACACGAAGCCUUCUCCUGAACACGAUGCCACUAUCCUUAAAUCAUUCUGUCUGGCUCAGAGCGCCCUUGUGAUUGCAACCGUCUCUCUCCUUAAUUUCACCCUCGGUGUUGCCACCGCCAUUCUUAUUCUGAUUCCGUACAGUUUAAUCCGUCCUUGUGAAAGCCACGCACUCAAGCUAAUUCAACUCUGUUUCUUAACCUUAUUAUCCCCAGCUGGUUUGGCAGCGGUAUUCAGCCAAAUGACUGACAUGCCCCUGACAGAUGUCCUUUUGAGUAUCCUCUCCGAUUAUCAUGUUGUGAGAUCAUGGUUUCUAACUUUUGUCUGUACAGUUUACUGGCCAAUUAAUAUGGCCAUGAUGAUUCUCGUAUUCAGCAAAUCUUCAACAUGAUUGUAUGUAUGUUGUACAUCCUUUUUAUUUUAGGAGAAAAAAUAAAUAUAUAUAGUAGA
This is a messenger RNA of Mucor mucedo, 1981 nucleotides long. RefSeq names its product Gaa1-like protein. Bases 36 to 1922 code for a protein of 628 amino acids. The record is from RefSeq and is a predicted model, not a curated record. Gene Ontology annotation, cellular component: GPI-anchor transamidase complex; membrane. Gene Ontology annotation, biological process: attachment of GPI anchor to protein. NCBI's taxonomy places the organism in Eukaryota, Fungi, Mucoromycota, Mucoromycetes, Mucorales, Mucoraceae. The transcript has 10 exons.